Messenger RNA from Apis florea (little honeybee), 407 nucleotides. RefSeq names its product membrane protein hoka (gene hoka). Lineage: Eukaryota; Metazoa; Arthropoda; Insecta; Hymenoptera; Apidae. The record is from RefSeq and is a predicted model, not a curated record.
UUUUUAAUUAAAAAAAAUGUAUUCUAGAAAGUUAUUAUGUUAUUUUGCUAUUGGUCUAAUAAUUAUGGGAAUCUUUAUGGAUGAUGUCGAAGCGAGACGUAAAAUUUUGAAAGGUCGAAAAACAAUUACAAGACGUUAUUAUUGGGGAACCGUAAUACCAGCAUGGUCUAUUGUACUUUUGAUAGGAAUCAGUAUGUUACUUGUCGGUGGUGGACUUUAUGUAUUAUUACAAAAAUUUGUAGUUGAUAAUGCUGAGACUGGAGAAAGUCGUUCAUAUCAACCUGCAUUACAAAAUGAAGCUUGACUUAUUAAAUGCAUUAAUUAUUAAUGCUUAUUAUAUCAUUCUUAUACUUCAACAUAGAUCAAAUAUUAAAAUGUUAAAAUAUUUUUACAGAAAAAAUUUUAUA